UCCGUGACACAGCUUUCCGAUCCCCCCCACACCAUGUCUGACAUUGGCGCCGGCGGCGGUGACGAGGUCAUCCUCGACGCCCCUGGAUUCAUCCGCGUGUACAAGAGCGGCCGCGUCGAGCGCUUCCUACCUGUGGACUUCGCCCCGCCCUCCACCGACGCCGCCCCCACCGGCGUCUCCUCAAAGGAUGUCGCCAUCCUUCCGGAAGCCGGCGUGUCGGCGCGCAUUUACCUCCCGGCGGCCCCCUCCUCCGGAAGCUUCAACGGCAAGCUCCCCGUCCUGGUGUUCUUCCACGGCGGCGGGUUCUGCCUCGGCUCCGCGUUCGACGCCGCGGUGCACGGCCACGCCAGCCGGCUCGCUGCGGCGGCCCGCGCAAUCGUCGUGUCGGUGGAGUACCGCCUCGCGCCGGAGCACCCGGUCCCCGCUCUCUACGGGGACGCGUGGGCGGCGCUCCAGUGGGUGGCCGCGCACGCCGCGGGGCAGGGGCAGGAGCCCUGGCUGACCGCGCACGCGGACCUCGGGCGGGUCCACGUCGGCGGCGAGAGCGCGGGCGCCAACAUUGCGCACCACGCCGCGAUGCGCGCCGGCGCCGAGGAGCUGGGCCACGGCGUGAAGCUGAGCUCGCUCGUGCUGAUCCAUCCCUACUUCCUGGGAGGCGACAGCUCCGAGACGGACGAGAUGGGCAUGGCGUUGCUCCGCGACCUCGUCCGGCUGUGGCCGGUGGUGUGCCCGGGCACGAGCGGGUGUGGCUACGACCCGUUGAUCAACCCGAUGGCGCAGGGCGCGCCCAAUCUCGCUAGCUUGGGGUGCCGGCGCGUGCUUGUCUGCGUCGGGGGAAAGGACCCGAUGAGGGGUAGAGGAAGGCUGUAUUGUGAGAAGCUGAAGGGAAGUGGAUGGUGCGGGGAGGUGGAGGACUGGGAGGCAGACGGCCAGGGGCACGGUUUCCAUCUCUCGUCUCCAGCGAGUGCAGAGGCGGAAGCCCAAGUCCGUGUUGUUGCAGAGUUUCUGAGCUAUGGAUGAUAUCUCCGUUUAUCCACUACUUCACACGGCAAUGUACACCCAUGGCGACCUUGUUGCAUGACAGGAGCAGUAAUAAGCAUACAUGACUCUUCUCGUAGUAGUGCAAUCUUCCUGCCACGGAGUCACCUACUAUGGAUCAUGACCCAACAGUUGUAAACAGAUCAGCAUAUGAAGAAUCUCUUGGAUCAACGUAUUUGAUGAUAUGCCUUGCGUUGAUAUCCACCUUCAGAUAUCCCAGGCAUGCAGCUUUGUUUGUCUUACAAGGCAUGCAUGAAUCAUGAUGUCUUGGUCAAUCAUUCACUUCCAUUUCCGCGUCAGUAGGGCUUUGAGCAGUGCUUCCUUGACUUGUCUUUUUGCUUUCGCUGACCAAGCACACUUCUUCUCAUCUUGCAAAGAGCAUGCUGUUUUAGCAAGCGAUAAGCUAUGCAUGGAGAUUUUGUGAUAUGCAUGAAUGGAAAGAUGUUGAUAGAAUUUA
Setaria italica (foxtail millet) is the source of this 1495-nucleotide messenger RNA. Its product is annotated as 2-hydroxyisoflavanone dehydratase. Gene Ontology annotation, molecular function: hydrolase activity. The record is from RefSeq and is a predicted model, not a curated record. Lineage: Eukaryota; Viridiplantae; Streptophyta; Magnoliopsida; Poales; Poaceae. Bases 34 to 1020 code for a protein of 328 amino acids. The transcript is spliced from 2 exons.